This is a messenger RNA of Zophobas morio, 1470 nucleotides long. RefSeq names its product leucine-rich repeat-containing protein 34-like. Gene Ontology annotation, molecular function: protein binding. NCBI's taxonomy places the organism in Eukaryota, Metazoa, Arthropoda, Insecta, Coleoptera, Tenebrionidae. The transcript has 5 exons. The record is from RefSeq and is a predicted model, not a curated record. Bases 52 to 1470 code for a protein of 472 amino acids.
UCAAGUCACAAACGUCAGUUUACGAAAAACUGAAACUCCUCCGCCAUCACAAUGUCGAGACAUCAGAGUUACUCAAGCAACAUGCCCCCCCGAUUUUCAAGAUAUUCCACCACACUAAAAGAACGACUCCCCGAAAGCUUAUACGAAACCCAAAAAACCCAAGGCUUGCGUUUUAACGACAUCUUCUUGCAACUCUUUUGCGAAAAAAAUUCGGACGGAUCGAAGAAAUUAAGAUUUCCGGGCAACGAAUUAGCGCAACGUUUUGGGGACCGGAUGUUUCCGGCAGACGUAAUAAACAUCUGCAACUUCCUCAAAAACCACCCUGAAGUGACCGAGGUUGAUUUGAGUUAUAAUCCGAUUGAGGACGAGGGAUUGGAGUUACUUUGUCACAUGACCCUCAAACAUUCUAAUGGUUUAGAACAUUUGAGUUUGGAAAGCUGCAGUAUUGGUUAUAGGGGAAUAAAAAUAUUUUAUCUUGUGGCGCAAGAGGGCUACGUUAACUUGAAGACUUUGAGGUUAACCGGAAACGCUAACAUUGGCCGACAGGGCGGCCACUUGCUGGCUUUGUCGUUGCCGUACAUACAAACUCUGGAAUAUCUCGACAUUGGAGACACCAACCAAGCAGUUGAUAGUCUUGAUUGCAUUUUCCAAGCUGUGUAUUACCACCCUCUCAAAGUCCUGAACGUCUCUAGACCCAUUCCUCCUAACAAUUUACUCCAAGUUGACCACACUAACCUCGCUAACAACAUCAGCGAGAUGUUUCGAUUAAAUCAAACCCUCGUCGAACUCCACGCCCAAAAGUGUGAACUCGACGCCCACUGUGUGGAAACCAUGAUUGAAGGCUUGAAACAAAACCGAUCUCUGCGAUUUCUUGAUAUCGGCUACAACAACAUCUGCUGCGUCGGUGUAGAAUUUUUGUCCGAUUGGCUGAAAACUAGACCCGAUCUUUUAGGCUUGAACAUUGCUGGGAACAACGUCAAGGACUACGGAGGGGUGGCUUUGAGUUUCGGGAUGCCUUUCAGCAAACUGAGAUAUUUAGAUAUCAGCUAUAACCACAUCGGGAAUGAAGGGAUUAUCGCCAUUUUGAACACAAUCAAGAAACCGUAUAUGUUGAGGUACUUCAUGUUGUGGGGGAACAACUUUAACCACCCGGCUAACGAGGUUAUUCAACGCAUGAUGAAGUCCAAAGUGUUCGAACAGGACGGUAUUGAUGUUAAAAUUUAUUGCGUUGAUGAAGUCUUGUAUGCCGCACGUUACACUAUUGAUAGGUAUAAGCACAGAUAUUAUGGCGUCACGGACUAUGGGUGUGCCGUGGAACUGAAAAUUAAGAGAAAUAGGCUCCCGAAGCCGGAUGAUAAGCCAAGGGCUUUGGUCAACUUUAAACACGUUGACAGGUAUCCGGCUGUCGAAGUUCCAACGCUAGAAGAAAUUCAGGAGCUGCGACGGAAACGAGAAGCAGAACGUCAAUAA